CUUGACUUGACAGCUAGGUAAUUUUUAAUUUAUUAGUUCAAAUUUGUUUUAGAAAGAUUAUUUAUACUUGUUGUUUAGUCGUUAUUUGAAUUAAACAUUAAUAAUUAAUGAUAAAGACAAAAUGUAAAAAAAGAGAACGAUUUGUUUCAGUUGUGUUUUAAUAAAAAAAUAUCUAGUACAUACCUACACAAACAGACAGCCAUGAAAUUAAAAACGUCUUGUAUUCGCGUUUGCGCGUUUUAUUGCACACAUAUAGAGAUUUAUUUCCACUCAGUGACGUCACAACUUUAUAGGACAUAUUGUUUAUAAAAUUGGAUGCUGUGAUUAAAAAUAAUGAUGUGUGAAAAACGAAAAAACGAAAAACUGUUUAAAUAACCAAAAUUUUCAAGUGAAAUUCUUGUCUUUCGAUUUUAUCCCCAGCAAUCUUCAAUGAAAAUAUGGAAUAUAAGUCAAAUUGCGAAUAUAAACAUAUGUCUAUUCACAAUUCUUCUGUCAUUUCGCUAAUUACAUUAUCAUUAAUGUGUUUAAACUCCAAGAAUUCCAAGAUGCUCCAAGACAAGUGAUAAAUCUUAUAAUAAAUUCAUCGAAAUAUUUACCGAAUGAGAAAAUUUGAACAUAAAUAAUUCUUCCUUAAUUCAAAAAAAAGAGAGAGAAUAUGGACAGUUUUUCCGAUUCUUCUCGUUGUGAAUUAGAUUCGACAACAUCUGGAGACUCACUUUUAGAAUUACGUCCACAUUCUUCGUCGCUUGAAUUAUUAAAUAGUGAUGAAUUAAUUAAAAGAACCAAUUCCCUUGAAUUGGCGAAUGAACGACUUCGUUAUGAUUUGGAUAAUCUACAAAUAGAAUUAAAUACAAAAAUCUCCGUCAAUGAGAGUUUAAAGGAAAAAAUAACAUUACUUUACGUCGAUGCACAAUCUGCAUUACAGGAGAAGCGAAAAAUUGAAAAUAAUUUUAAAAAUCUCCAAAGUCAAUUAAUUAUUUCGGAAAAUUCGACAAAAUGGUAUCAGGAACAAUUACAUCAAGCACAAGCCAGCAAAAAAACUUUACAAAUCGAAGUUAAUACUUAUCAGGAAAUGUUGAAACAAAAACAACAAUUGGUCACUGAUAUUAUAUUGAAAUCCUCGAAAUUAAACCAAGAAUAUGUGAAUUUAAUUUCCAAGUACAAAGACGAGAAGGAACAAUUACAAAAUGAAAUUAAUCAACGAUUUAAGAGGGAUAAUUUUUCCAAAAUACUCGCCGAGGAUCGUUCACUGGAUAUUUCGGCGAAUUUAAAAUUAACAGAGGAGGAAUUACACGAAACAAAAAUUCAACUCUGUCGACUUGAGGAGAAACUGAUAAAUUCCGAAAUUGAAAAAACUUGUCUCGAAAAUACAAAUACGAAACAAUUAUCAACAAUCACUUCAUUGGAAGAUAAUUGCAAAAGUUUAAAAGUGGAAAAAAAUAAAUUGAAAUUUAAUUUACAAAAGAGUCACCUCGAUAUUGAGAAAUAUAAAAAUAAUAGCGAAACUGCUGAAUUUGCUUUGAAUAAUUCCAAGCAAAAUCAAAUUCAAGUAGAGGCAGCAAUUUCUGAAUUGCAAAUUCAACUUUCAAAAAUGUUGACACAAUAUAAAUUGUUGAGGGCAAGAAAUUAUGAACUUGAAGAGAAAGUAACUUCGAUGCGAAAAAUGUUGAAUGAAACAAAAAGGCUCAAGUUACUUUCUUUCAAUGCGAACAGUUCUCUUUUGCAGAAAUUAAAAAGAGAGAAGCAAAGAAGUAAAAAAUUGGAGAAUUUUUCGCGUAAACGACAAAACAAUCAAAGGACAGAAGAGGCGAAUAAAACAGACAAUUCGGGGGAUAAUUCUCUUCAACAGGAUGUUAAUAAGAACAAGAAACAAUUGAAAUCGAUGACAAGAGUUUUGGAGGAAAGUAUCGAUGAGGGUUACGCCGAUGGAAUAUCUCUUGGACCAUCGACAAAUUUACCAUCAACGCCGGCACUUAAUCCAGUAUUAUUAUUAAAAAUUAACGACAUUUUGUAUAAAAGUAAAAAUCUAAUGAGUCCAAUUCAAGAGGGAAUUAACGAAUUACAAAUGAAAAUUGAAAAAUUCAAGGAGGAGCAAAAUAAUAAAUUUCUCCAAUCUUCGACAAAUUUUUACAACAAUCGAUCAAUUUCCACAGUAUCUUCACCUAAUAACACCAGGACUCUAGUGUAAUUUAGUAAUUAUACUCUUUAUUUAUUUUUUUUGUGAUUGAAACAAUUUUUUUUAUCCAAAUUGAAAAAUAACUUUUUAAUAAUUUAAUUUAUUAACUAUUGAUUAAAAGU
Messenger RNA from Leptopilina heterotoma, 2298 nucleotides. Its product is annotated as putative leucine-rich repeat-containing protein DDB_G0290503. Bases 656 to 2188 code for a protein of 510 amino acids. The record is from RefSeq and is a predicted model, not a curated record. The transcript has 5 exons. Lineage: Eukaryota; Metazoa; Arthropoda; Insecta; Hymenoptera; Figitidae.